AAGUUAAUAAUCGAUUGAAAAUGAGUAAUAUCGAAAUGUGAUAUUUCUUUUGCAUAUUAUUUUUCAGAUUCUUCCUCUUGCCACAAUUGAAAUUUAAAAAUUUAAUUUUUUAAUCUUGCUAAAAAUUUUUUUAGAAAAGUUUAGUUUUUUAGUCUUUUGCUAAAAAUUGUUGCUGACUCGAAUAAUUGUUAAAAGAAAAUGGCUUCCUACACAACAUUUUCCAUUUUACUAUUGCUAAUUGGUUUAACGAGUUGUUAUAAGCCAGUUAUCCUAUUUCAUGGAAUACUUUCAGGUUCUGAAAAUAUGGUAUUGUUAGAAGAAACAAUAAAAUUAUUUCACCCUGGGACGAAAGUUUAUAAUUGUGGAAAAUUUCCAUAUUGGAAUAGUUUAGAAUCGUCUUGGAGACAAGUUAGAGAGUUAAAAAAAUAUUUAGAAGAAAUAAACGCUUUGCACCAUGAGGGAGUGCACUUUAUAGGAUAUUCACAAGGUGGGCUUUUAGGAAGAGCUGCCAUACAAUCAUAUCCGCAACAUAAUAUAAAAAACUUUAUAUCACUGUCAUCACCCCAAGCAGGGCAGUAUGGUGAUAGUUUUCUACGUCUUAUUUUUCCCAAUUUGGUCGCGAAAGAAGCUUUUGAACUUUUCUAUUCCCGCAUAGGUCAACACACGUCAAUUGGCGGUUACUGGAAUGAUCCUUUCAAUCAAGAGCUUUAUUUUAAAUUCAGCAAAUUUUUACCAUACAUUAAUAAUGAAAUUUUCUCCUUAAAUUCAACAAAUUUUAAAAAUGGAAUUAGUAAGCUUAACAAAAUGAUUUUAAUCGGAGGACCAAAUGACGGUGUUAUUACUCCUUGGGAGUCAAGUCAUUUUGGAUUUUAUAACAAAUCGUUAAGUGUAGUUCCUCUUUAUGAGCGCGAUAUUUACAUAAACGACGAAAUUGGUUUAAAAACACUUGAUAAGGCUGGAAAAUUAAUUCUCAUCGCUAAGUCGCACGUCAAUCAUUUAUGUUGGCAUACUAACCCUUGGAUAAUAAGGGAAGUUAUUUUACCUCACUUAGAUUAAUAAAGUAUGUCAACGAAUUUUAGUCUAAAAUUUAUAGAUUUAAUGCAAUUAAAAUUCUGUAAAAUCAAAUAAAGAGAUUUUUAACAAUUUUAUUUUUACAA
Molecule: messenger RNA, 1157 nt
Organism: Condylostylus longicornis
Lineage: Eukaryota; Metazoa; Arthropoda; Insecta; Diptera; Dolichopodidae
Gene: Ppt2
Product: lysosomal thioesterase PPT2 homolog
Exons: 4
Coding region: 199-1056 (285 amino acids)
Cellular component (GO): lysosome
Molecular function (GO): thiolester hydrolase activity; palmitoyl hydrolase activity
Source: RefSeq, a predicted model, not a curated record